This is a messenger RNA of Aspergillus welwitschiae, 1327 nucleotides long. Its product is annotated as major facilitator superfamily domain-containing protein. The transcript has a single exon. The coding region runs from base 219 to 1250 and encodes 343 amino acids. Gene Ontology annotation, molecular function: transmembrane transporter activity. Gene Ontology annotation, biological process: transmembrane transport. The record is from RefSeq and is a predicted model, not a curated record. NCBI's taxonomy places the organism in Eukaryota, Fungi, Ascomycota, Eurotiomycetes, Eurotiales, Aspergillaceae.
UAGCUGCCCCUGUCUCCCCGUCCAUCUUGGCUCAUUUUCAUUCCGACAAUGCCCUCUACCGCACCCUCAUUGUUUCCAUCUGGGAACUCGGUAAAAUCGUAGCACCGUUACUAUGGGGCCCGCUUUCUGAGUUGUAUGGCCGACAAUGGCCUCUGAAUAUUGCCAACCUCUUCUUCGUGGCCUUCUUGGCUGGCACUGCCGCCAGUACCAGUAUCCAGAUGCUGAUUGCAUUCCGGUUCCUGAGUGGUGCGGCGACUGCAGCAUCAGCCAUCGGUCCUGGCAUUGUCAGCGAUCUCUUUCCAGAGGAAAGUCGCGGACGUGCCAUGUCUAUUAUGUCCUUGACCGGUGCAUUGGGACCAGUAGUAGGCCCCAUCAUCGGCUCCUAUCUGGGUGAAAAAGCCGGAUGGCGAUGGGCAUUCUGGUUACCGACCAUUGCUACGGGUACUCUGUCCCUGCUCAUUCUUGUUGUGUACCGUGAAACGUACAGCGUCACUCUCCAAAAACGCAAAGCUAGACAGCAGAGCCCCGAGAGUGGUUCCAAGAGUCCCGAGGAUACAGACAAGACGGCCAGUCAAGUAUUUUUCAAAGCUAUUCUCCGGCCACUUCGUCUGCUCAUCCGGUCCCCCAUGCUGAUACUAGUUACCUUCUACCUCAGCGUGGUCUACGGGUACACCUACCUGGUGAUGACAACCAUUGCACCGCUGUUCCAGGAUGUCUACGGCUUCUCCGAAGGAGCAUCCGGCCUAGCCUUCCUCGGACUGUGCCUUGGGCUUAUUCUGGGGGCUUUCCUUUGCAGCUUUCUGCUAGAUCGCUAUGUACGCACAGCCAGGGCACGGUCCGGCACCUCUAAACCAGAGCAGCGCCUUCCUCCCGUCCUGAUUGCAUGCUUCGUCAUGUCAGGCGGCCUUUUUCUCUUUGGCUGGACUGCACAGUAUCAUGUCCAAUGGAUUGCACCAAUUAUUGGUACGGGCAUUAUUGGGUUUGGACUAGUGUCUACCACCAUCACCUUGCAGACUUACGUCGUGGACCUUUUUGGCAUCUACGCCGCGAGUGCUACGAGCGCAAUGCUGGUGCCCAGAAAUGCCUGCGCCGCAUUCCUGCCCCUUGCAGGGCCACCACUGUUUGACCGCCUUGGAUACAACUGGGGCGGGACUCUACUGGCCCUGAUUGUAUUGGUGUUCUCGCUCAUGCCCCUAAUCUUUAUCAAGUAUGGCGAGAGAUUGCGGGGAAAGAAUCUACUUGAUGAUUGAGAUGUCUCGGAAUUUGUAUAGUACGUUUAGUAUGACAAAAGUAUUAACAUGAUGGUAAUGAAACUGCUUGGGAAUGA